Molecule: messenger RNA, 862 nt
Organism: Brassica oleracea var. oleracea
Lineage: Eukaryota; Viridiplantae; Streptophyta; Magnoliopsida; Brassicales; Brassicaceae
Exons: 2
Coding region: 505-795 (96 amino acids)
Source: RefSeq, a predicted model, not a curated record
CUAGUGUUCAUUUUAGAAAUUCAAUCCUGAUUCCCAAGCUUCUAAGUUUUUUUCACUUUCAAGUUUGAAGUAGUCCCGGUGAGCUAAAAACGUUACCAAAAACGAAUAAAUAGGGAUAUUAAACAAUCUCUCCAAAUAAUCCAUGAGAGCUGGUUUUCUAAGAGUUGCUGUGAACGGCUCGUGUUAGUCGUUAAAACGAGACUUGAGUAGAAUUCCAAAUCAAAUCAGGGCUGGUCAUAAGGCAAAUACUUGUCAAUUUUCAGGUAUUUACUAUUUGGCUCGACUCGUUUAAAGUAGUAGGAUUUAGUAUUUGUAUUUGACUUGUUCGAAUCAAGUACUCGUUUUAUCAAAUCUCAACCGUAGGAACGAAACAAAAACAUGUAAUCUAACGGCUGUUAGCAGAUCUAUAACGAGGAAACAAUCUGACACACGGUCAAGUAGUAGACCAUCUAGACAUAAGUCGCCACAUGGCUUAAUAUGAUUGGAUGAUUAGAAGACGGUCUUAUGUGUGUUCUUCUCUUUGUUGAUCAUCUCACGGCUCUGUUCCGUCUCUUUCCUCUUCUCUAUUUCAUUAGUCUCUUGAUCCUGAUAACAAGCAUCUCUCUCUCUUUGAGGUGGCCGCUUCCAUGCCAACGUGUAGAGAAAAUGGGCGAGUCUAAGGGGUAUGAGAGAGGAGGACGUGUGAUUCCAAAUGUUAAUUCUUACAACGUCUCUCUUAAGUUGUCUCCACUUGUUUCUUUUUGGGAUUGUAUUGUCCGAACCAUGAGGUAUUCCUAUAUACCUGAGUGGUUGUAGUAGUUCUUGAGAUCGUUCCUCUACGAGUUUAUUUAGUUAGAAAUUAUAUAUAUAUAUAUAUAUUAUA